Molecule: messenger RNA, 3585 nt
Organism: Drosophila ficusphila
Lineage: Eukaryota; Metazoa; Arthropoda; Insecta; Diptera; Drosophilidae
Exons: 3
Coding region: 1-3585 (1194 amino acids)
Biological process (GO): DNA integration
Molecular function (GO): nucleic acid binding
Source: RefSeq, a predicted model, not a curated record
AUGACAGAAGACACGGAUACAGUAUCACAGAAACCACAACAGUUAAUCGAAGAACAGGAACGGCAGAUACAAAACUUUCUUAGCAUCCAGCUCAAGAAGUUCGAGGGAAUGACGGGCGUAGCAACUAUAGCCCAACAUAGAAUCACCAUGCGAGAUGACAAACCGUGUAAGCAGAGAUACUUUCCCAAGAAUCCUGCCAUGCAGGAGGUCAUUAACCAACAGGUGGACGCCCUACUCGAGCAAGGGAUUCGCAAGGAAAGGAAAAUGGGUGAAAAUAUACUCAAACCUUUCCUGUGUGAUACCAUUGAAAAAUCACUGCUACGAAACGAGUGGGAAAGAUGGUUUCGCGCAUUUCAAAUAUAUAUCGAUGCUGAAGAGAUUGAAACUCCUACCAGGAAACGAAAUAAGUUGCUUCACUUGGGAGGCGUGCAACUGCAAACUGUUGCUUUCUCCUUACCCGAUGCUCUGGUAGACCCGGAUAACGACAAAGAAGUCGACGUAUUUUUGGUGCUGGUGGAAAAGCUAAAUGAUUAUUUCUCACCGAAACAAAACUCAACCUUCGAACGGCAUAUGUUUAGGAACCUUUCGCCUUUGGAAGGCUCAGGAAAAGAGAUCAUUGCUUCAUUUUAUGUGAUUGAAAAUGGAAAACAAUCGUUACUGGGCCGGGAAACAGCGAUCAAACUGAACGUCUUAGCAUUGGGAUUACAGGUCAGCCGAGCUGAGUGCAUUACUCCAUUUCCCAAGUGGAAAGGAGUAACAGUCAAGUUAUUAAUUGACCCUAGCAUCAGGCCCAUACAACAGCCAAUGAGACGCAUACCGGCUGCCAUCGAAGCUAAGGUACUGUCCAAACUGGAAGAGGCUCUAAGCAGUGACAUAAUAGAGCCAGUGGUCGGUCACAGCCCUUGGAUCUCGCCUAUCGUAAUAGCUUUUAAAGAAAAUGGCGACAUACGGUUGUGUUUGGAUAUGCGGAUGGCCAAUCGAGCGGUGAUGAGGGAACACUACCCACUGCCUACUUUUGAAUCGUUUAUGACAAAGUUGAAGGAUGCUACACACUUUUCAAGGCUCGAUUUGAAAGAUGCAUAUCAUCAAUUAGAACUGGAUGAGGCAAGCCGACAGAUAACAACAUUUAUAACUCCAAGGGGUUUGUUCCGCUACAAACGAUUAAUGUUUGGAAUAAAUUCAGCCCCCGAGAUAUUCCAACGACGGCUUGAGGAGUUAUUGGCACCAUGCCGCAACGUUCUCAAUUAUAUAGAUGAUGUCAUCAUUUUUGGAUCAAAUGAAGAUGAGCAUGACGAGACCGUCAGAAAAGUUCGGGCAAUAUUCAAGAAUAAUAAUGUGGUACUGAAUGACUCAAAAUGCAUUUGGAAAACACACCGGUUAAGAUUUUUAGGCCACAUUCUAUCAGACAAGGGUAUCAGUGUCGAUCCCGAAAAAGUGGAUGUCAUCACUUCAUUCCGAGACCCGAGAAAUAAGGAGGAGACGAGAAGCUUCCUAGGUCUGGUCACUUACGUCGGGAAGUUUAUUCCGGAUUUAGCCAAUCGCACAGAACCAUUGAGGAAAUUGUUGGGAAAAGACACCAAAUUUGUCUGGGGCCCCAAAGAGAAAGAAGCGUUCAACGAUUUGAAAACUCGCCUGGCUGAAAUACCCAGUCUUUCAUACUUCAAUAUAAAACAUCGAACACGUCUGAUUGCUGAUGCAAGCCCGGUGGCGCUGGGAGCAGUACUGCUACAAUUCACAAAAGAUUGCGAACCCCAGAUCAUUUCUUUUGCCAGCCGAAGUUUGACUGAUGUGGAGAAGCGGUACUCACAAACCGAAAAAGAAAGUUUGGCGCUGGUAUGGGCGGUAGAAAAAUUUCAUUACUACUUAGCCGGCUUAGAGUUUGAGUUGGUUACCGACCACAAGCCGCUCGAGACAAUAUUUAAGCCAACAUCAAAACCACCAGCUCGCAUCGAAAGGUGGCUUCUGCGUCUACAGACUUAUAAAUUCAAAGUUAUUUAUAAAGCUGGGAAGGAAAACAUCUCAGACACUUUGUCUCGUCUGUGUAAUUUAUCAUCGACAAAGGAUUUCGAGUCAAGAGCCGAAUAUAGCAUUUUUCGUAUACUGGAGAGCUCAAUCCCUAUGUCAAUGAGCAUAUCGGAGAUAGCAGAGAAAAGCAUCCUUGAUGAAGAAAUUGUGGAUGCCAUUACUUGCCUGCAAGAUGAUUCAUGGACUUCCGCCGCAUCAAAUAACCUCUACCCGUUCCGAUUCGAGCUUUCCACAAUCGGGAACAUCCUACUGAGGGGAAACCGUUUAAUCAUUCCGACUUCGCUGCGGGAAAAGGUGCUAGAGCUAGCCCACGAAGGCCAUCCAGGCGAAUCCGCAAUGAAGCGUCGGCUACGCUCCAAGGUCUGGUGGCCUGGCAUAGAUCGUGCGGCUGAAAAGUUUGUAAAGUCCUGCAGAGAUUGCCUUCUAGUCUCGCAAGCAAACAAUCCAGCACCAAUGAGUAGGACACCGUUUCAAACGGGUCCUUGGAUAUGCGUGGCUUCCGAUUUAUUGGGUCCCUUGCCAAAUGGCGAAUUCCUACUCGUUUUCAUUGAUUAUUACUCGCGAUACAUUGAGUUUAAAUUCCUGCGUUCUAUAACAUCAACGACCAUUAUCGAUGUAAUGAAAGAAAUUUUCUGCAGACUUGGUUUUCCCAAAUACUUACGGACGGACAAUGGACGGCAGUACAUCAGUAGCGAGUUUAAAGAAUAUUGCAAAGUUUGUGGCAUAGAGCAGAUUAGAACUCCGCCUUACUGGCCUCAGGCAAAUGGUGAGGUUGAAAAUAUAAACAAAUUACUAGUGAAGCGUUUAAAGAUCGCAUAUCAACACAAAAAUAACUACAAAGAGGAGAUACAGAAAUUUGUGUUGAUGUACAACGUAACCCCACAUAGUAGUACAGGUUCUGCUCCUACGCAGUUAAUGUUUAACAGGCUGAUCCGUGAUAAGAUGCCAGGGAUUCAGGAUUUGGGCGCGGAAGUAUUAGACUCAGCAGAACGAGACCAAGACUGCGUUGCAAAACAGAAGGGGAAAGAAUCAGCUGAUAAAAAGAGAGGGGCGAAGGAAAUUGAUAUAGGAGUAGGUGACAAGGUCCUAAUAAAAAAUGUUGUGUUCCCACAUAAGCUAACACCAAACUUCGACCCUACCGAAUACGAUGUUCUAGAGAGGAAAGGAAACAUAGCAAUAGUGUCAAGAGAUGGUAGACGUUUAACCAGGAAUAUUAGCCAUUUAAAGAAGAUACCAAUAAGGAGCCCGUCGGACAGUAGCUCCGAUCCUGGUUCUUUUCCACAGGUACAGGUGACUCCACCAGAAGAGUUGACAAACACAGAACAAUCGGAACACCAGCCAGCACAGACAGCCGGGAUGGAACCACCAAGCUUGGACCAAGGAUUGAAAUUAAAGCUGAUAAAAAAAGGAGGGAUGUGGGAACCUGCAUCGAAGAGCGAGGGCGAUGGCGGGAGCAGCGACGUCAGCGCCGACGUCAACGAUUGGUUUAUUAUCUCUCUAUUAUGUUCUAGUAGUGUGACACGUACGAUCGAUGGACCAGCAUCGCCGGUCCGCAAAUAA